This is a messenger RNA of Oppia nitens, 789 nucleotides long. RefSeq lists its product as uncharacterized. The record is from RefSeq and is a predicted model, not a curated record. The transcript has 3 exons. NCBI's taxonomy places the organism in Eukaryota, Metazoa, Arthropoda, Arachnida, Sarcoptiformes, Oppiidae. Bases 258 to 689 code for a protein of 143 amino acids.
UGUAAAUAGUGUCUAAUAGAUGUCAAUACAAUAGUAUUGAAUGUUUUAAGCUAUGCUUUAAGCAAUACAUUGGGAGUACAAUACUUUUCCAUACAAUACUACAUUAUUAAUAUUUUGGCGCCAAUUGCUAUUGCAUAUUAUCCUUUUCCGCUGCCAGCACUGUCAUCACUGUCAUCACUGUCAUCAUUGUCAUCACUGUCAUCAUUGUCAUCACUGUCAUCAUUGUCAUCACUGUCAUCACUUGGAUUUAAUUUUUAAUGGCGGAGAAACCAAAGAUGAUUAAGUUCAUUUCCAAGAAUUGGGAUCCGAAUAUAGAUAUUAUGGAGAAGGCCAUAAUCGAGAAAACUAUCGUCCGUACGGCAAGACUUAAGAAAGUAGACGAUCCGUCCAAUGAGUUCAUCUUCAAGGAUAACUUCACCGAUGAAUUUCAGGAACAGAUAAGAAGUAAUCUGCAUCAGAAAGACCCCAAAAAAGCUAAGGGGUUACCACUGAGUGGUUCCUGGAAUGUGUUCUGGAAUAAGUCUCAUCAGAAGGUACUUCACGUACAUUCAAGGGAUGUCUUCGGUGAAUUGCACUGCAAGUUCGGGAUAAUUGGCGUACAAGUAGCCGACAGUGGUCUACUUUUUGGGAAGAAUAUGAAGGUUGAGUUGGACUCCGACUACAAAAAGCGCCUUAUGUAUGGCAAAUAACCAUUUCGCUAACAACUGUCCACUUAUUCAUUCAAUAUUUUUUGUCGAAAUGUCAUUUUUAAGUAUAUCCUGUUUUGUAUUAUAAUAAUUUGUGGGAAAA